Messenger RNA from Vespula vulgaris, 2575 nucleotides. RefSeq names its product N-terminal kinase-like protein (gene yata). Gene Ontology annotation, biological process: protein phosphorylation. The record is from RefSeq and is a predicted model, not a curated record. Bases 223 to 2562 code for a protein of 779 amino acids. The transcript has 12 exons. Lineage: Eukaryota; Metazoa; Arthropoda; Insecta; Hymenoptera; Vespidae. Gene Ontology annotation, molecular function: ATP binding; protein kinase activity.
CCCUGGGGAUGAGCAAUCUAUCUAAAGAAUUGUAUUAUAAAUAUCGAUAUAUUUCAUCAAUUCAUUUAGUAAUUCAAGUAGAUUCAAGGGAAACGUCAAAAAUUUGUCAUUAAUUGAGUUUAAUUCGAUCUAAUUAAAAUCUUUUAUAUGUAAUUUUAAUUUCUUUAUAAAGUGUCGAAAAAUCAUUUUGAUUUAUAAUGAAAUGAGAAAUUAAAUGUUAAAAUGUGGUCUUUUUUUGCGAGAGACCCUACAAAGGAUUUUCCGUAUGAGAUUGGAGAACCUGUUCCAGGUUUAGAAAAUAAAAGUAUUUGGACAUUACAUAAAGCUAAAAGAAAGGGUUCUACUGUGGGAGAAGAUGUAUCCGUAUUUGUAUUUGAAGUCAAAAAUGGUGGAGAACAUUUCUUGGACAUUGCACGCACAGCAGUCAAAAGACUUAAAACACUCAGACAUCCAAGUAUACUUGCGUAUAUUGAUAGUCUUGAGACAGAUAAAAUGGUUUAUUUAGUGACUGAAAGAGUAGAACCAUUGCAGAAUCGUCUUUCAUGCAAAUUAGAUUCUGAAGAUACUAUCAAGAUAGAUUUGUAUUUUUCUUGGGGGAUAUUUCAAGUUACAAGAGCAUUGAAUUUCUUAAAUAACGAUGGUAAUUUACGACACAACAAUGUCAAUUUGUGGGCUGUAUUUGUAAAUGAGGAAAGUGGUGAAUGGAAACUUGGAGGAGUUGAAUACAUGACUGCUGUGGAUACAAUAUAUACAAAAUUGCCUUCAAAUUUUGAAGUAUAUCAACCACCAGAAAUUAAAGAAAAUGCGAAGCCAGCUACUAAAUGCUCAGUUGACAUGUGGGGACUUGGCUGCCUGAUCUGGGAAACAUUUAAUGGGCCACUUAGUAUCCUUACUCAACUUAAAAAUAUUAGUAAAAUACCGAAACAGUUAGCAGUAGUAUAUCAGGAACUAACAGGCGACAAUGCAGAAGGAAGACCAAAUCCUGCAGAUGUGAUAGCUCGCUGUCGUAGCAAUGGGGGAUUUUUCAAAAACAAUCUUGUUGAUGCACUUUUAUUUUUAGAAGAAAUUCAGAUGAAAGAAAGAGGAGAAAAGGGACGUUUCUUUUCACAACUUGCUGGUCAAUUAGAUUUAUUUCCAAAAGGUGUUGGAAGAUUUAAGAUUUUACCACAAUUAUUAGCUGCUUUUGAGUUUGGAGAUGCUGGGAGUGCAGUAUUGCCUCCUUUAUUACAAUUAGGUAAUCAGUUACCUGAUGCUGAAUAUCAACGUCGUGUAGUACCUUGUGUUGUGAAAUUAUUUGCAUCCAAUGUACGAGCAACUAGACUACGAUUAUUGCAACAAUUAGAUAGAUAUAUAGAUCAUCUUCAACCAGCAACUGUAAAUGAAGCUAUUUUCCCGCAGGUAGCACGAGGCUUUUUGGAUAUGAAUCCGGCAAUUAGAGAACAAACUAUAAAAUCCGUUCUGCAUUUAGCUCCUAAGUUAGAUUAUAAUAAUCUUAAUGUUGAAACAUUAAGAUAUUUUGCAAAACUUCAAUCAAAGGAUGAAAUGGGUGGUAUUCGUACAAAUACAACUGUUUGUCUUGGAAAAAUUGCUCAACAUCUCCAUCCACAGAUAAGACAAAAGGUCUUAAUAGGCGCAUUUAUAAGAGGUACACGUGAUUCAUUUCCUCCUGCUAGAACUGCAAGUAUACUAGCUUUAGCAGCAACACAACAAUACUUCUUAUUACAAGAAGUAGCAAAUCGGAUUUUACCUGCUUUAUGUCCACUUACUACAGAUGUUGAUAAGGAAGUGAGAGAUAAUGCAUUUCGAACUAUACGUGGAUUCUUAUCUAAACUUGAAAGGGUUUCAGAAGAUCCUGGACUUCGCGAAUCAAUGGAGGCUGAUGUAAAUACUGCUACACCUAGUUUGAGCAAUGCUGCAGCAACAUGGGCUGGAUGGGCUGUAGCUGCAGUUACUGCAAAAUUUUAUCGUAGUCAAUCGGAUACACCAAAAUCAUCAAACUCUCACAAUACGUCUAGAAUUUUAUUAAAUAAACCUGCUUCUCUAGAACAAGCCAGCAGUUCACAAAGUAGUGCAAGUACAACUGCUACAACAAGUAGUGCAACAAGUAUGACAUCUCUUGAUCAUGAUCAUGAACAUGAUAUUCCUAACACUACGAACACAAAUUCUGACUGUGAUUGGGAUUGUUGGGAUGCUGAUAAUUGGGGCGACAUGGAGCAACAACCUUCAACAUCUGUUCCAUCUAAUUCAGCUACUAAUAUUGCAAUAUCUUCUCAUUCCCCCAAAGCCCAUGAUCAAUGGACAAGUCUCGAAGAAGAACCGGAAGAAGAAGCAAUACAGGGAAUAGAGGAUAAAAAUGAAAUUGUUGAAGUAGGUUGGGAAGAUUCUGAAUUUCAACCACUUGAAGAUGUACAACCUAUAGAACAGAUAGGUAUACUUAGUGGAAACAAUAAAUUUGAAGAGGCUAAAAGAAAAAGAGACGAACGGAAAUUAGCUAGACAAAGACAAAUGGAAGCAAAGAGAGCUAUAAAAUUAAGAACUAAUACAAUUAAUAAAAAACUUUAAUUAAAAUAUCAAA